UAAUAAUUCACAAAAUAAUAGUACCAAUAAUUUAGAUAUAAGUACAAAUAAUAAAAAUAUUAUUUAUGAUAUUCCACCAAAAUGUUUAAUGGAUACAAAUUUAGGCAGUCAUUCUUAUGUUAAACUAAAAAACAUAAAAUUUCAUUACGUGGAAUGUGGUAAUAAACAAGCACCAUUAAUCUUCUUACUACAUGGAUUCCCCGAUUGUUGGUUCAGUUGGCAAUAUCAAUUACCCGAAUUAUCGAAAUAUUAUCAUUGUAUUGCUGUAGAUUUAAAAGGUUUUGGUGAAUCAGAUAAACCAAUAAACAAGAAUUUAUAUUCAAUAAAUACGAUUAUCGAAGAACUAGAAGAAUUUAUUACAAUUAUAUUAAUAAAAAAAUAUGCAAAUAAUACAAAAAAUAAAUCAAUAAUAUUAAUUGGUCAUGAUUUAGGUGCAAUAUUAUCAUGGUAUUUAAUUUAUAAUAAAAAUAUUAAUAUUAGUAAAUUUAUUUCAAUAUCAUCGAUACAUCCAAAUGAAUAUAUUACGAAUUUAAUUAAUACAACUGGUAAUAUAUUUAAUAUAAAAUGGCUGUAUAUUACCCAAUUACCAUAUAUUAUUGAAUCGGAUAUCAUUUAUAACGAUUUAAAUAUUAUCGAUUUAAUUUAUAAGCAUUAUAAUAAUAAUAUAAAUAUUAUAACAGCGUAUAAAUAUUGUUUUAAACGAUUUAACGAUUGGAUUGGACCAUUAAAUUAUUUUCGUAAUAUACCAUAUAUUAAAAUUAAUAAUAAUAUACAUACAAAUAAUACAAAUAUCAAUACAGAUGAAUUAACUCAUCAAAUCUAUAUUAAUACAUUAUUUAUUGUUGGUAAUAAAGAUCCAUUUAUACAAUUAGAUUCGAUAAUUAAAUCAACAAAUUAUUGUGGAUAUAAAUUUUUAAUAAAAAUUAUCGAUAAUGCUGAGCACUUUCCGCAUCAACAAUAUCCGAAAGAAUGUAAUGAUAUUAUAUUUAAUUUUCAUAUCACUGGCGUACGUGACAGUUCUGUAGCGAAUUUAAUGUGGGAGGCUGAAAAGGGGGAUAAAGACAAAGUUGUUCGGUAUUAUUUAUCGGCAAUACAAUCUGAAUGA
Messenger RNA from Chrysoperla carnea, 1105 nucleotides. Its product is annotated as epoxide hydrolase 4-like. The record is from RefSeq and is a predicted model, not a curated record. The transcript is spliced from 3 exons. NCBI's taxonomy places the organism in Eukaryota, Metazoa, Arthropoda, Insecta, Neuroptera, Chrysopidae. The coding region runs from base 89 to 1105 and encodes 338 amino acids. Gene Ontology annotation, molecular function: hydrolase activity.